Pocillopora verrucosa is the source of this 2420-nucleotide messenger RNA. RefSeq names its product neuronal acetylcholine receptor subunit alpha-7. Gene Ontology annotation, molecular function: transmitter-gated monoatomic ion channel activity involved in regulation of postsynaptic membrane potential; excitatory extracellular ligand-gated monoatomic ion channel activity; transmembrane signaling receptor activity. Gene Ontology annotation, biological process: signal transduction; nervous system process; monoatomic ion transmembrane transport. NCBI's taxonomy places the organism in Eukaryota, Metazoa, Cnidaria, Anthozoa, Scleractinia, Pocilloporidae. Gene Ontology annotation, cellular component: neuron projection; plasma membrane; synapse. The record is from RefSeq and is a predicted model, not a curated record.
GCUCUUGAAAAACAUCCAUCAUUGACGCGGUAACACCAGAAUCUCCACCGGAAAUUUUAAAAGGAAAUCCGCGCCCAGAUGUUUUAUUACCUCGUACUAUGGUUUUUAGAAGGACUUUGUGUUAGAGGCGUUUUAGGAUCAUCAAAUGUCUCAUUGGAACAUCAAAUCCGCAGCGCCCUGCUUGAUAACUAUGACAUGAAUGUAAGGCCAGUAAUAGGGAAAAAAGCCGUAGAAGUGGCGUUUGGUAUGAAGAUUAGCAGACUCGUAAAAGUGGACACAAAAGAACAAAUUGUGAUUUUGGAUACUUGGGUGAUACAGAGGUGGAAAAAUGAAUUUCUCGUUUGGGACUCGAAAGCCUUUGGAGAUGUAGAGCGUGUGCAGUUUCUCCCGAGUGAGAUCUGGGUACCAGAUAUCUCCCUUUACAACAACGGAGACGAUAGUACAACUCUGGCUGGAGGAAGAGGGAAAUUUGUCACUGAAGUUUCUGUAGACAACAAAGGGAACUGUGUGUGGAGUGGGCCUGCUACAUUCAAAGCGAACUGUGACUUACAAAUCAUCAGUUGGCCGUUUGACAACCAGACAUGUGAAUUGGGCUUUGGUUCAUAUACAUACGGAGAUGACAGAUUGAAUAUUAAACUGUUUGUAGACACAUCUGGUGAAUUUACCAGUCGCUUCGUUACAAGUGGUGACUGGAGUAUAAUGAAUAUAACAAAAAGAAUCACUAAGACAAGUCACGGCGACUGUUGUCCAUUUGACUUCAGCGAAGUUGUUUACAGUUUGAAAAUGUCUCGGAAGCCUUUAUUUCAUGUGUUUUACCUCACUAUUCCAAGCACGCUGCUUUUGACUCUGACGCUGACAUCAUUUUUCAUUCCUGUGGAGAGUGGGGAAAGAAUUGGCUUUGUCACUACCAUGCUUCUCGCCAUGACGGUGUUCUUGCUGCUUAUUCCAUCUUUCCUCCCGGAAACAUCAGAUGGCGUCCCAAUCCUCGGCAUAAGUUUGCAGGCCACGUCGAUCAUCAUAGCUUUGGUCCUGUUUGGUAACAUCUUCGUCCUUAAGGUUUUCUUCACGAAUGGUACUCCACCUCAAUGGGUGCGCAACCUCUGCUUGUGUUGGAGGAGGAAAGGAAAAGUUUCCAAACGAGUUGAUGUGAACGGCUCAGACGAGUACCCAGUCCCUUCUGUGAACUCUCCCCCAUCCCUGAAUGCCAUAGAACUGUCCACCACAUCCACAAGAGCCACCACAUCACAUGGAUGGGAGGAGAAGGAAGAGCAAAUAACAUGGCAAAAAGUGUCAUCUAAACUGGAUCAUUUCUUUUUUACGUUUUUCGUGAUCAUUAGCGCGAUUACCCUUUGCACAGUCUACUUGGUAAAUCAAUAAUGAAUGUAAAAGUGUUGACCGAGAACUACCCAGAGCUAAUGCUGAUAACUUUCAUAUUUUUAGAAAUCUAUCUUCGUUUCCUUCUAGUAAUCCUAUAUUUGUUAUAAUGUGAUACCUCUGAAUUGCCCGAAAGGAGCCAUAUCCUCGCCUCGUUUUCACGUUGUGAUAGGGAUUUGGCCUUAAGGCCCAUUUGUAUGGUCUCAGGUUUCCAAGGCACCUUCCCCUCGCAUUACGUUGGCUUAGCUGACUUUUAACUCAUUUCUUUGAAAAAUUUCAACGAACAAUUUGCAUAAAAAUGGUGAGCUCGUUUCUAAGGGGCGUACAACUCGUGAGAGCGCGCUAAGGUAACCUCGUCAGGCGGGACGACUUUUUCGGAUCAAUGACAUUAUCUGAGCAACUUACCCUUCCCCUAAACCAACAACAGUCAACUGAUAACAAGUUAGGGUUAAUGUUGGGUAAGGGAAAGGGUAGGAGCGCAGUUGCUCAGAUAUUGACACGAAUCCACUUUUUCUCAUAUAAACUCUUCGGUUCGCCUUCUCGAGACGUCACAGUUCAAAAAAAAAAUGCAAAAAGAAAAAUUCAAUUUUAACAACUGCAAGCGUUUCGAUUGCUCACAGUCGCGGGAACGGAGUGAUAAUCUCUGCCAGCGGCUCCUGAAUUUUAUUUCUUCCUGGAAUAAUUUCACAUGACAAACCUACAACGUCGACAACGUCGUGGUUCCAUUUUUUACGAGAUUUUUAGGGUUAACCAAAGUAGUGCACCUGGACCUGAUCCUGAUAAACAACAAAGGUUUGGUGCAAGCGAUUGAACGCGCUCUAAACUUUGUACAUAGCACGUACUUUUCCUGGCAGUUCAUUGACGAACAACAUUCACUGACUGAUUAAGUUUUGUAGCAACACGUGUGUCUGAUGGCAAAACUCUAAGUAAUAAUCCUUUUAGCCUAUGGUGUCAUAAACGGUCUCCUUAUGUAUUAUCCGUGGUUGAUUAUGGUCUUAACUCUCGUUACCAAUGUACUUUCAAGUGUAUAAAGAUUAUGGAGAGAA